AUGCAAAUGAUGCAACUAUCACGAUUAAUAGCUGUACUGUAUUUUGUUCUAGUAAUUUCCGUAAGUGGAUUUCUAGAUUGUGAGAUAAUAGAAGGCUAUAUUAAAAAGAGAUUUAUAAAUCAUGUGACUAUUAUUGGUUGCUUCUCCAAGAAAGAACAACUAAAGAUUGUCAAAAAACUUACUUCAAAACUAAUGACAUCAGUCUUAAAUUUAAAUAAAACCAAUAUUCAUCAAACCUUAGAAACCACCCUUCAUUUGGGGGUCAUCUUAGAUGGAGACUGUAAUGGAGUAAAACAUUUUUUAUCAAUGGGUGGCAAACAUAAGUAUUUUGAUGAAAAGCACCAUUGGUUGGUACUUACAUCAACAACAAAUUUCACACAUCUUUUCGAUAAUGUGGAAAUCUACAUAAACGGUAACAUAGAAAUUAUUUACCCCGAGAAAAAUGUUAGUUCUGUCAAAAAUUAUACCAUACAAGCGGUUUAUAAUCCUUCUUCUAGCCAAGGAGGGUAUGUUAAGUUCUAUACAGUAGGUUUCUACAACACAAUGGAAGGUUAUACCUUUGGAGAAACAUAUCCUAAAUAUUCCUUGCGAAGAAAUAUGACAGGAGUGCGUUUGAAAACUAUGGUUGUGUUGCCCAUUCCAUUCAAGGGUAAGUUAUUAGAUUAUUUAGACAACGAAGAAAAUAGAGACAUCAAUACGUUCAAUCGUUAUCAGUACAAUUUGAUGUCCUUGUGUCAACGGUUUUACAAUUUCACAAAAGAAGUAACAAUUUCCACAACCUGGGGAUACAAAAAAGAGGAUGGCUCAUUCGAUGGCCUUGUAGGAGCCCUUGAAAGAAAGCAAGUAGAUUACGGAAGCUCACCUAUCUUUGUAAGGACUGACAGAGCAAAAGUGGUACAGUACGGAAGGAAGACUUGGACCUUAGGGGCAGCCUUCAUUUUUCGAAAUCCAAAAUCAUUAUCUUCUAUAGAAGGAUUUAUUAAACCGUUAUCCUCUUCUAUUUGGGCCCUGACGGCAGUGUCCGCAGUGUUAUUGAUAAUUCUUCUUAGACUGAGCUGUGUAUAUGAACAUCAAAAUAUAUAUCAACACGUGGAUAUGUCUUGGAGUUACUUUGUUGUAUGCAUAAUUGGCGCCUUAUGUCAACAAGGUAUGUCGAUUACACCAAAAUUCUUAUCAGGACGGAUAGUGACAUUGUUCCUGUUUCUCUUUGCGCUGCUCAUAUACCAAUUUUACUCUGCUAGUCUUGUCUCAAAUCUUCUGAUGGAGCCUCCGACAAAAAUUAAAUCUUUGGAUGAUAUCACUAGAUCAAACUUGAAAGUUGGUUGCGAGGAUAUUGUGUAUAAUAGAGAAUAUUUUUUGAAUACUAUAGACAAACCUUCGAGGAAAUUGUACUUUCAGAAGUUAUUGGGGCCGAAUAAUAAUUCACAUUUCUUGCCUCCGGAAAAAGGUUUAGAGUUGGUUGCCAAAGGGCAAUACGCAUUUCAUGUAGAAACAACCAUUGCAUAUCCCAUUAUCCGAAAAACUUUUAAAGAAGAUGCCAUUUGCGAGUUGAGACAAAUUGAAAUGCAUAGAGUGCAAUCGCUCCACACUAAUUUCCAAAAGAAUUCACCGUAUAAAGAGAUGUUUGAUAUAUGUUUACAGCAUUUAGCAGAAGUAGGAAUAAUGACCAGAGAGAUAACAUUUUGGCGUGCAGCAAAACCCGACUGUAUCCGUUCGUCAAAAACGGGCGCUUUUAACAUAGGGUUGGACGAAUUCUAUCCAGCUUUGGCUUUAUUAGGAUUUGGAAUAGCUUGCAGUGUGGUAAUACUCCUUUUUGAAAUGUUAUUCUUUUAUAAACAAAGAUGUGAGGAAAAACAGAAGGAAGUAUUAACAUAUCCAUUUAUAAAAUAA
Anoplophora glabripennis (Asian longhorned beetle) is the source of this 1890-nucleotide messenger RNA. Its product is annotated as glutamate receptor 2-like. The transcript is spliced from 9 exons. The coding region runs from base 1 to 1890 and encodes 629 amino acids. Gene Ontology annotation, molecular function: ligand-gated monoatomic ion channel activity. Lineage: Eukaryota; Metazoa; Arthropoda; Insecta; Coleoptera; Cerambycidae. The record is from RefSeq and is a predicted model, not a curated record. Gene Ontology annotation, cellular component: membrane.